Molecule: messenger RNA, 237 nt
Organism: Mycena citricolor
Lineage: Eukaryota; Fungi; Basidiomycota; Agaricomycetes; Agaricales; Mycenaceae
Source: the annotation of a GenBank genome assembly
UUAUAUCCCUCUCUCCCGCUGCUAUCAAUUUCGUGUGCUGUGCUCAAGUCGCCUUCUGCAGAGGAGAGCAGAGUCUCCACCAUCCGCUUGUGGCAACUCGAUAGUAUCGCGGCUUGCCACCUGAAGGCGCGACGGCAAACAACGAGUCGAGUCGAUCAGAUCACAGAUGGAGAUGCAGAGCUCGACUAUACAAUUCGCACUCGCUACAGGUCCCGAUUUGCCGGGGCGGCGCAUACG